Molecule: messenger RNA, 2388 nt
Organism: Diatraea saccharalis (sugarcane borer)
Lineage: Eukaryota; Metazoa; Arthropoda; Insecta; Lepidoptera; Crambidae
Source: the annotation of a GenBank genome assembly
ACAGUCGUAGGAGGGCGCUCGAGUAGACAGCACGUCGGGCUGCGCCGUCUCCGCCCGCCACCGCUCCGUCACGCGCACCGACCCGACGAACAUGCGGCCCGCCGUCACCGAGUAGACUCACCCGCUUUCUACUCCCGAACGGUACAAACGCGACCGUCUCUGAUCCGUUACGUUGUUGACAUGUUUACGUUUACCCGAUCAGUAAAGUUUUCUCGGCCGGCACUAAUUGAAUAGUUCGUAUACGCUCCGGCCGAACCGUUGCGAAACUGUACAAGUGAAGUUUAAAAAUACAUUGGCACUAGUAUAGAGUGACGUACGAGAUGUGUUCGUGCAGCAAAUUCUAUGACUUCUGGAGAAACUCCUGCGGUGCAGGCAUGUCGAUAGACGAAGGCCGACAGUCACAAAGGCCAUACCGCUAUGGCAUGGUGCUACUAUGUGCCGGUGCCUUGAUCAACUGGUUAGGCCUGGCAGAGGACUACGCUGAACCAGUACGCUACGUAGGAGUGGCCUGCAUCGUCGCGGGCGCCCUGCUCAUCUGCGCUGCAAUGUGCUGCUGGCUACAGUCCCCUGCGCGCCAACCACAAAGUGACCGCGCUUCGCCAGAUACACAUCAGAUUGACGAUCCCAUACACGUGAUAUCGAUGCCAGACGAAGAGACUAUGCAACAAAAGCCACCAGACUACGACACCGUGGCGGGCGCACCGCCAACAUAUGACGACGCCAUCAAGCUAAACCCCGCGCGAUUGCUGCCCGCCACUAGCAGCGCGCGCGCUGACCUACCCCCCGUCACGGAGGUGUCGAUCAUCCCAGGCAUGCCUGACGCUCCCCCUGCCCCUGUAUCCCACAUAGCUCCCGUCCACCGGUCACAGAUCCCCAAAACUCCACCACCACCCUAUAACCCAACACAUGCGAUCAGAUGAAAGCUCUACCGAACAACAGUGUACUUCAAAACGAAUGCUGUUUCAUGUGAUGAGAGUAAUUAUUACUAAAAUAUAAAUAAUAAAGUACUCGUGUACUUUUCGCGUAGUUGCGGUAUUAUAAUAUUAAUCCUACUUACAUAUCCACACAUGAAACGAUUUUAAUUUUAUAAGUUAUCAGUGUAGAAAGCGAUGUGUACUUAUGUGAUAUUAAGAAAGUUGUAAUAUUAGUUACUUAUUGAACCUACUGUACAUAAUAUGAAAGUUUUGUAUUUUAAUUUUGUUAACUGUAGUUUAUAAGUUAAAAAUCUUCCAAUUUUAAACGUUCCAAAAUCCAAUAACGGCAAGCUUUUUACUGUACAAUACGAUAACAGUGUUUUAUAGGAGUAGUUAGCAAUAGUAGCACAGUGCCAUUCUUAUGAUAUUAUGUUAAUAUCUUCUAACCGAUUCGUUAGCACAUUCUUAUGGAUUUAGUGUUAAACGCACCAUAUUUUAUUAGACUGUUUUUCGAGUAAGCGUACUUCCAGUAUGAAGACAUUUCAAGUUGAUAUAAUUUUACACAUCUUUUGUAAUACCUAUCAACACCAAAAUAAUUUGGUCAGGAGAGUUUUGUAUUAUUUUUUUAUUUAUUUGCCUAUUAUCCGUUCCUAAUUGUAGACUCAAGAAAUGAUCUUAUUUAUUAGAUAUUACAUACCUAUUUGAAUAAUCCGAUCCGUUUCUCGAUUCUAGUCUGCAAAUAAACAUCAUUAGUGCGUAUAUCUAAUAUAGUUUGUAAUUUGUACAUAUUUUGAUUACACAACUAAAGUCCCCAACCAAAGAAACAGGAAUUAGAGGUUCUUAGACGUAAUUGUUGCAUUGAAAUAUCAUCGCGUGUGUAUUAAUAUCAUUUGUGCCCUUUUCUACAUUAUAUGUAAUAUAAAAUGAUUGCGUCAUUUGAUUUUUAAUUGUUGUACAAUUCUGAUAUAACAUGUACCUAUCAACAUGCUAGCUGCAGUUGAUUUGAAGUUUUUCAGGGACAACUUGUCACUAUACUACACUCAAGUGGUCGUAUUAUUCCUUUGUUAAAAGUAUUACUCCUACAUGACUUAAAACUCAUGAGUUCAGGACCAUUGUUUACAUUUAAUUCUCUCGAUAAAAUAAUUAUUACAAUAUGGCUUUCAAACCUCAGAAAAAAUAAUUACUUGGCCUAAUAACUAAGGCCGAUAGGAUAAUGAAUUUAUCAUUGACUGUAAAAACGCUUCGAAGCGAUCGUAUUAUGAAUUUAUUGUGGGACCAAUGCCUAACUUUAAAUGUUUGUGUGCUUUUGCUACUUGAUGUAACAAAUUGAAAAAUAAUCCGUACUAUGCGUGCCUGCAAGACUUAUUAUAGAUACUUUAAGAUUUACCUACAAUGCUGAAGUUGUGCAUUUAUUAUUUGUACAUUGUACAAAAUAAAUUUAAAAUGUACAUACAUAAAUAAAUGUUGUUGAUUA